Molecule: messenger RNA, 4016 nt
Organism: Strongylocentrotus purpuratus (purple sea urchin)
Lineage: Eukaryota; Metazoa; Echinodermata; Echinoidea; Camarodonta; Strongylocentrotidae
Product: short transient receptor potential channel 3
Exons: 18
Coding region: 328-3198 (956 amino acids)
Biological process (GO): manganese ion transport; calcium ion transmembrane transport; regulation of cytosolic calcium ion concentration
Cellular component (GO): cation channel complex; membrane
Molecular function (GO): store-operated calcium channel activity; inositol 1,4,5 trisphosphate binding
Source: RefSeq, a predicted model, not a curated record
CUGGUCGAAAAGGAAACGAUAUUUUCGAUCUCUGCAUUGGUACCGCUGGGAAAGCGAGCCAAAACGGAGCUACUAUCUCGAGUUGUAUAAUCCUUCGUUUCGUCUUUGAGUAACUAACGAUAAAGCUGAAUUUGUAAUUUGUUCUCCACGCACGAUUCCUGCCUAACCUUCAAUGUCGGCACUGUGCUGACAUGAAAUAAAAACUGAAAAGACGGCAUAGUUCUUCGGUUCAUUUCCUCUGGACAAAAGUAGGACCAGUAGAGCAGGCCCAAUAUCAGGCAGCAUAUAGGCUAGUCCACGACUAGCCCGACUAGCCCGACAGCCAAGAUGGGGGACGACGACUCCGACGUGAGUUUGACGCCGCAGGAACAGUUCUUCCUCGCCGCGUCGAAGGGCGACGUAGCUGUCAUCAAAGCCCUGCUCGAUGGCCGCCCCGAGAACGGUGUGGAUAUGGACGCCAAGGAUGAGAGUGGUCUGAGUGCAUUGAAUCUGGCAAUAACCGAGGGAUAUCUAGGGGUGAUGUACCCUCUACUAGAGGGUAACGCCCAUAUUGGUGACGCCAUGUUAAGAGCCGUCGACGCUGACUUCCACGAGGCUGUACGAACCCUGCUCCAAUUUGCUGAAGAAAGGGACGAGAGUGGUCGAAUGGCGAUCAUCAACUGCAGAUGCGAAUCGAGCGACAUUCAUCCGGACAUCACCCCUAUGAUCAGGGCGGCACAGCUCAACAGCUUUGCCAUAGUGAAGAUGCUUCUGGAGGCAGACCUGUUGAUCCCUGAGCUGAACACGGAUGCCUUCCAGGAUGAGGCUGCAGAUGAUCUUCAACGGUCCGUAGGGACCCUUGAGAUCUAUGGUGGACUGGCCAGCGAGGCCUAUGUAUGUCUAGCAAGCACCGACCCAAUCGACCGGGCUUUCACACUGUGUGGGAUUAUGAAACGGAUAGCUAUCCUGGAGGUGGAGUUUAAAGUGCGAUAUCUCGAGCUAGCGGAUAAAAUGGAGAGGUUGGCCGCCGAACUUGUAUCAUACGCACGCGAUUCCGAGGAGAUCAAUACAGUGCUCACGUUCCAGGAGACUAACGCACUGAAUGGGGGCGCCCAGAAUCAGCGCCAUGUUGGAAACAUUCCCAAAGUGACACAAGCUAUCCAGUAUGAACAACGACAGUUCGUCGCGCACCCGAACACCCAACAAGCAGUUUCGGCCCAGUUCUAUCGCCACCUCGCCCAUCUCCGUGACGAGCCGCCCUUGGUCAACUUCCUCGCUUUCAUCGGUCUCGUCGUGGCUUUCCCGUUUUUUUCAAUCCUCUACAAGCUCGGCGUCUCCACACAUAUUCGGCAUCUUGUUCGAACUCCGUAUGUCAAGUUCGUGAUGCAGGCCGGGGCAGACUUUAGCAUGCUUGUCAUCUUGUUAAAUAUAGACACAUCAUCACACCUGCAUAACAUCAUCAUGACACGCAACCAGUACAUUGUGCAUUUCAUACUCCUGCUCUUCGUGGUUGGAUUGAGCUGGAAGGAGAUGUACUUGGCUUACCUAUGUGGGAUCAGGAAGAUUAUGUCAUCCUUCGAGCAUAUCAGGGACACCCUCAUCUCCAUCCUGCUCAUGGUCUACUUCGUUUUGACCUUCCUCAGCAUGUUCCAGGAUUCGGGGACAUGCCCUGCCGCACCGACCAUAGACCCGAACGCCGUGAACGUCCUUGAAAACUCCACUACCAACAUCGGUGGCAUCACGCGUCUCAGACUCGAAGAGAUAGAACUCAAUGGCCCCUCCCGGGACGUCGCCAUUGACAUCAUCAUCGAAAUACUUGCCGACCUCCGCUGUGUAUCAUCACCUGCCCUGCAGAUGGAUGAAGCAGAAGUAACCACAGGACCGCCAUCAACGUCAGAUUGCGAGAAAACGAAUUCGAUCCUGUCCCGAAAAUGGAACGAUCCGUCUCUUAUCGGCAACGGUAUCUUCGGCAUCGUCACGGUUCUAGCCUUCACCAAGUUGAUGUCAUUCCUGAUCGCAAACGAUUUCGUCGGCCCGCUGGUCAUCUCAGUCGGCGACAUGGUGAAGAGGACGUCGAGCUUCUUCAUCUUUGUAAUCGCUGUCAUCAUCUCGUUCUCUUCGGCGAUGACGUUCAACUAUAACAUCUACAGCCAGGGAGACAUAGAGAGAUGUGAGACGAAUGAUGCACAUGGAGACUGCGGCAGGUCUUACGAGUAUAGGAACCUGGGACGCAGCAUGAUGUCCCUCUACUGGUCACUCUUCGGUCUGAUUGACCGGGAUUCCUUGAACAUCAAAGCAACGCCCGACGUCAUCAGGGGUGCAGGAGAACUCCUUUACGGUGCCUUCUAUAUCUUCGCUGUGUUGGUCCUCCUCAAUGCUCUCAUUGCCGUUAUGAGUAACGUCUUUAACAAAGUAGAGGAAAACGCCGAUGUGGAGUGGAAAUUCGCCCGAACCACGCUUUGGAUGAGUUUCCUUAACGACACCGUUACCGUCCCGCCGCCGUUCAAUUUGUUGCCUGAUUGCAGCCAACUUAAGCAACGUCUAAAGUUAUGGUGGCAGAUGUGUCGUCGACGUCGAAACAUUCAGACAGAAGUGCUUCGUGAUUCCUUAAAAUUGAAUGAUAUGCAGAAAAGGAAAAGAACUUACAAGCGAGUGGAUUUGUCCAAUUAUCAGCGCAUUAUGCGGAGGCUCGUUGAACGUUUCGUUGCCGAGCGGACUGCCCAGGAAGCUAAUGCACAGGGAGGUAUCACCGUGGCCGAUAUCAGGAACCUACGAAACGACGUCGUGGGAUUGAGAUAUGAAACAUUUAAGCAGUUGUGUCAGAUGAAUGAAGAACUGGACAGGUCGAAGCAACAGAGUUCAGCGAUCAGCGGGCAGUCAAAUCAGGCCAGUGUGGUGUUCACACGAACAGACAAGAUAAAGGACGAGGUUCACGAAUACAGCUCGGGUCUGGCUGAGGUCCAAUCCGAACUCUCGCAGAAGCUCAAGAUCCUCCCCGCGCUCGAGGAGCUCAUGCGGGAACUGGCCGAGAUGCACAAGGCGAGCGGCGUGCCCGAGCAGUGGGGCAAGCGGGUCCAGGACAUGGUGGGUUACUACGAGGAGGUGAAGGACAUCGUGGCCGCGAGCAAGGAUCGACAGGUCAGGACGAGCUCCUUCAACCUGCGACCCGGAGUCAACGUGACCUCGGAAGAUGAGGACGGGCAAAACACUUGGUUGUAAAUUGUCACUCGCUUGUAUCUCUAACCUGGCUACGUUUGCAUGAGCUGGUUUGCAGUUGACAACACUGUCCCUUUCGCACCGGCUUCAAAUCUUGUGCAUGCCUUCCAUGUUUAAUUUAAAUCUUUCCGAUUCGUUUCUUUUUGAUGUUGCUAAGCAUGGCCACUUUGUAAAAUGCUUACUUUGUACAUUGUAUAUUGUACAUGUAACUUGCUAUCUGUCAUGGGGCUUUUGAUAUUGCAUUUUCAUGUCGUCCUCUUCAACUAUCAAAUGCACUGUAAGAAAAGUCCAGAUUUUAAUCUCAUCAGUUUGUGAAGUUUUCAGGUUUGCUUUAAUUUCAGAAAUGCACUUGAUAACAAAGGCGAUAUAUUAUGUGUGCACAGAAUGCAUUACGUAACGUAUCAAUAAUCAAUCAAUCAAUAAAGCUGCAUGUCAAAUUUAGUCACCAUCUGAUAAGCAUCUGAAUACUAAACUGAUAUCAUAUCUUAGAACUGAAGCAUAUGAACUUAUGAUACCGUAGUUAAUACCUUAUUUCUUGUAUGUCAUGGUGUGGUUUACUUAUGCUUAUUUUAUAGGUCGAAAGUCUCGUCUUCAGGCAGUAAUUACUCCAAGGUAAAUUUUCGAUUCUAACCGAAUUCUUCAAGUGUACCAAUAACCUGAAAGAAAGAAAGAAAAUGUAUAGCUAGAAUGUAUGAAAUCAACCUUAUAAAAUCCUUAAAGUACAUUGUUGAAGGUUGAUGAAAAAAAAAAUUGAAAUUUGUGUAUGAAAUGUUACUUAUUAUAUUCCUUCUACUGUACUGACCCUCUAACGGGCAAAAUAU